AGAAGAGCCCAGAGUCCCAUCCUGCCACGCUACAAGGAGGGAAGAAGGAAAGAUACAGUGUCAGCAAAGAGACCUCCCUCGCCCCUACGCCCCGCGCCCCCACGCCUCGCUUCAGCCUCAGGACAGUCCUGCCGGGACGGUGAGCGCAUUCAGCACCCUGGACAGCACCGCGGUUGCGCUGCCUCCAGGGCGGCCCCGGGCUGCUCCGGCUCAGAAGAGCAACGCCCUCCGCCUGGGUACCCCGGACCGCGCACUUGCCGCAGCUUUCGUCGCGCCACUCUGGGCCUUGCCGGACGGGUCUGCACCUCCCAGAAGCUGUGGGCGCGCCGCUCAGCCACUCCAUCGCAGCACUUUCUCAGGCCCGCGCCGGAAGAAGAGCCAUGAGAACCUCAGGGUGCCUGCAGAGACGCUAGCGCCAUGGGCCUCGGCGAGACCCUGCUGGCGGGGCUGCUGGUGAUGGUGCUGGCUGUGGCGCUGCUAUCCAACGCACUGGUGCUGCUUUGUUGCGCCUACAGCUCUAAGCUCCGCACUCGCGCCUCGGACGUCCUCCUGGUGAAUCUGUCGCUGGGCCACCUGCUGCUGGCCGCGCUGGACAUGCCCUUCACGCUGCUUGGUGUGAUGCGCGGGCGGCCACCGUCGGCGCCCGGCGCGUGCCAAGCCAUCGGCUUCCUGGACACCUUCCUGGCGUCCAACACGGCGCUGAGCGUGGCGGCGCUGAGCGCAGACCAGUGGCUGGCCGUUGGCUUCCCGCUGCGCUACGCUGGACGCCUGCGACCGCGCGAUGCCGGCCUGCUGCUGGGCUGUGCCUGGGGACAGUCGCUGGUCUUCUCGGUCGCUGCACUUGGCUGCUCGUGGCUCGGCUACAGCAGCGCCUUUGCGUCCUGCUCGCUGCGCCUGCCACCCGAGCCUGAGCGCCCGCGCUUCGCAGCCUUCACCGCCACACUCCAUGCCAUGGGCUUCGCGCUGCCGCUGGCGGUGCUCUGCCUCACCUCGCUCCGGGUGCACCGGGUGGCACGCAGCCACUGCCAGCGCAUGGACAUCGUUACCAUGAAGGCGCUCAUGCUGCUUGCCGACCUGCACCCCAGUGUGCGGCAGCGCUGCCUCAUCCAGCAGAAGCGGCGCCGCCACCGGGCCACCAGGAAGAUUGGCAUCUCUAUUGCGAGCUUCCUCAUCUGCUUUGCCCCGUAUGUCGUGACCAGGCUGGCGGAGCUCGUGCCCUUCGUCACCGUGAACGCCCACUGGGGCAUCCUCAGCAAGUGCCUGACCUACAGCAAGGCAGCGGUCGACCCGUUCACGUACUCUCUGCUCCGCCGGUCGUUCCGCCAAGUCCUGGCCCGCAUGGCGCGCCAGCUGCUGAAGAGAACCCCGCGCCCGGCGUCCACCCACAACAGCUCCCUGGACCUGGCGAGCGUGGUGCACCAGGUGCUGAAGAGAACCCCACACCCGGCGUCCACCCACAACAGCUCCCUGGACACAGAGAAUGAUUCCUGCCUGCAGCAGACACACUGAGGGCCUGGCAGGGCUCAUCCGCCCCACCUUCUAAGAAACCCUGUGGAAAGGGCACUGGCCCUGCCACAGAAACGCCACUGGGGAACCCCCAGACACCGGCGGCUUGACUUUGAGCUGAGGCUGACGUACAGGAGAGGGCAGAUGUGGGUGUGGACAGCAGGAGCAGGGGAGGAGAACUCCAGGCUCGGCCACCUGGCUGCUGGUCGGCCCGGGACAGCGGUUCUUACUUUCUGAGCCGCAGCUUCCUCGCCCUUGUUCUGGGGUCGUGGCGAUACUUCGAGACGGUGGGUAGGGAAGCGUCUUGUGUGGCACGUGGUACCCUUGGGCGUCCUAUGAGUGACUGCUGUUCAUGUGGGUGAGGUGGUCACGCUUGCUCAGAGUCUCUUCUGCAGCCCAGGUGGACACCUGUUACUCC
Molecule: messenger RNA, 1924 nt
Organism: Chlorocebus sabaeus (green monkey)
Lineage: Eukaryota; Metazoa; Chordata; Mammalia; Primates; Cercopithecidae
Gene: GPR78
Product: G protein-coupled receptor 78
Biological process (GO): adenylate cyclase-activating G protein-coupled receptor signaling pathway
Cellular component (GO): membrane
Molecular function (GO): G protein-coupled receptor activity
Source: RefSeq, a predicted model, not a curated record